Molecule: messenger RNA, 6220 nt
Organism: Coregonus sp. 'balchen'
Lineage: Eukaryota; Metazoa; Chordata; Actinopteri; Salmoniformes; Salmonidae
Source: the annotation of a GenBank genome assembly
AUGAGCCAAUGGGAACAGAUCAUCACACAAUGCCCUGUGAGUACCCAGAAUGCACUGUACCACACACACACACACACACACACACACAGUCACCCUCUGGGAAAUUAAUUUUCUCCCCAGCAAAUCCUGUUGAAAUGAAUAGGGGUGCUUACUCAAUCAAUCUCCACUGUCUUCGUGAUCAUUACCUCAUUCUCAGCAGUCCGCCCAUUCAUUCUUCCCCCUCCCAAUUGGGGGGAUUGAUUUCACUUCGUCACCACUAAAUGAAAGGGUAAUUGUUGUGUGUCUGACAGACUGUAUUGCUGCCCUAGUCUUGUAUGUGGUUUCAUGUUCAACAGGUUAUAUGGUACUAGUAGACAGCCAACAGUAUCUGUUGGCAAACACCUACACACACACUCACACACACACACGCACUCACACGCACACUCACAAACAUGCACACACACCAAAGCAUUACUCAUACAGUCUUUUUCACCGUCAGACCUAAGUAGUACUCUCUACUGGUCAGAGAGCACUGGCUGUCUCCGUCUGAUGACAUCAUAGUCAGCUAAAAAACAGUGUAAAACACUGUCACUAUUACAGGUGUCCUCGCCUGUUCUCUGGCUCUGCUUCCCUCCUUUUGACGACGUCAGACAACUGCCAAAGACAAGAGGGGAACGUAAUGUUUGCUUAUGUAACCUUUAUUUAGCCAGGUAAAUCAUUGAGAACGAGAACAGAUUCUCUUUUACAAUAACGUCCUGUCAGCCAGCAGAACAAUGGAUUCCUGUGUUGCCCAGACAAACUGUGAGUCAUUUGGUUAUUAUUGUAGGACUUCCAUAGCCAUGGUUAUUAAAACACACUGACGACUGGCAGUCCAAAUACCCUUAAAGGGAUACUUCUGAAUUUUGGCAAUGAGGACCUUUAUCUACUUCCCCACUUCCCCAGAGUCAGAUGAACUCGUGGAUACCCAUUUUUAUGUCUCUGUGUCCAGUACGAAGGAAGUUAGAGGUCGUUUUGUGAGCCAAUGCUAACAUGCGUUCGUUGCGCUAAUGCUAGUUACCAAUUGCGCUAGUGCUAGUUAGCAACUUCCUUCAAACUGCACGCAGAGACAUAAAAAUGGUAUUCACGUCCAGUGAAGGCUGGUGACUUGAAAAAUUGAGGAGGAUGGGAGACCCACGGUAUAGGCGCGGUACGCACGGAGACGACAAAGUGUGUUUCAGAAAUCAUCAAAGACUAAUUAUUUUAACCUAAAGCAUUUAAUAAAGACACGUAUAGUAGAAUAUUAUGGGGAAUGGGAAUGAGAGGGUUGCACAGCUUUGGGAAGGGAUCACAGCACUGAUUGAAUGAGGGUAUGAGGCAUGAGUUGAGGUGUUCAGAGGCUUCAGUGCAGGACAGGAUUUAACUGGGAAGACAAAAAACAAUAACACAACACACUACAUAGUUAGACAAAAGAGCUAAGAAUGAGUUAGUCCAUGCAAGGAGUAAAACCAUUGAUGCGUAAUAAUGUGAUUGUGUUUGUGUAUGUGAUUGACUCUACAUACAGUAAUCAGAGAAAAUUGAUAGGGGUACUCACAGUGCUUGGAGAGGAAACAUUCAAUGUGCCAGUGGAUGAGCGGGCACAUGAGACGUGGCUUCAGUUCAUGUCAGGAAAGAGUUGACAAUGGUAAUGGAGUGGACAUCACCUCUUAAUCAGGGAACAGGAGGGGACUUAGCUGCAAAUACAAAUAGCAGAUACAUUCCAUUACAGCUGCGCCAUCGUAGGUUUGGACAACAAGUUUCUCUAUGAAGUUAAAUUCAGACAUCUCAAAAUUCAUAAAGUCAAACACAGACUGCGCAUCUCGCCCACUGGACACAUCAAAGUAGCCCAAGAAACGUUCCUGAAUAAAGCCCAGAUCAUCCACAUACCUGACGAUAACUGACAACUGCAAGCAGACUGGUGGCACCAUAGGAUCAGUUUUUCCUAAUCAGGUCACGUGGUUUUAAAAAACUCCUGGAAAAAAAACUCCUGGCCCUGGGGGGGAUGACAACUCUGUCAAACUGCAGCUACCUUAUAUUUGUUCAUAUUAAUUAUAUUUAGACUAGAUUAGGAGGGGGAUUUCCUCUACCCAGACACAUAGACAACAACUGAUAGAUAAUAGAACUCACAGGGCUGAGCUUGCUCUAUGCAUGUUUGCAUCAUGCAGGCCUAUGCAACUGUAGCCCUCAUAAAAAAUAUACUCACAUCUGUCAUCAAUAUUAUGUUGAUUGAUUAAUUCCAGUUAAUCGUUUUGGAUUGAAAACGUAUUGGCAGACUAGCCAUCACAUUCACAUUUUCUCCUGACACACUAAUGGACUAUAAAUGCAUACCGUUACCAAUUAGUUACCCUGACCAGAUGGACAGCGCACAUAGGCUGUAUGCAUCUGCUAUUAUAAGUAGCCUACAGUUGAUCAGACUGAAAAAUAAUAUUGUUUUCAUCCCGUACUGUGAUGAGUGUGAUGGAAAGGAGUCAGGCGCAGGAGGGUAAUCACCGAAUACAGAGUUUAUUCCUUCGUAGACACACAAAUGCGCUCAAAUAGCGAUCAACAAAACAGGCACAGGGGAAACUCUCAUCCCUGGCAAAUACACUGUAACAGAUAUCCAAUAAUACAUAGGCACAGGGGAAAAUCUACCCUGGCAACACACUAGGUUCAUUCUCUGAUCCUAAUUCUCUGAUUGUAUGGACAGCAUGUCAGUUCAUACUGCAAAAGCUUUGAUUGGAGGACGUCCUCCGGAAGUGGUCACAAUUACCAUGUAUGUCUAUGGAAGGGGGUGAGGCCUACGAGCCUCCUAUGUUUUGUAUUGAAGUCAAUGUAGCCAGAGGAGGAUGGAAGCUAGAUGUCCCCCGGCUACACCAUGGUGCUACCCCAGACAGUGCUGUUGAAGUUACUGCAAAACAGUGUAUUUUAAUCAAUUAUUUGGUGACAUAUGAAUAUAUUUAGCAUAGUUUUAUCUAAAAAGGAUAACUUUCUUAAUGUUUCACUAUUUUUAUUUUUAUGAAAUUUCACUGAGGAGGAUGGUCCUCCCCUUCCUCCUUUGAGGAGCCUCCACUGCCACGAGUUCGUCUGACUCUGGGGAAGUAGAUAAAGGGCCUCAUUGCCAAAAUCCUGAAGUAUCCCUUUAACUGUUAAAAGAGAAGAGACAGGAAUAUUGGGGAUAAAAAUUACUACAAAGUCAAUGAUGCUUUUGUGAUGUUACUGCAUGGAGAUGUAUGAACAUUACCCUAAUAGGCUUUUGUGAUUUUAAAGUGGUUUUCCUCACCAUGGAACUGAACUUUCAGAGAACUUAGAGGAUAGAUGAAGUUUAUAUUUGACAUAUUUUUGUGGUUAAGAUCUGGAUAGGGACCUGUUCCUAGGUGUAAUGUGUAGUAGCUCAGUGAGUGGGUAGACAGGAGACAGCUUUACCAACCUAUUCGCAAAACCAUCUGGUGCUGGACUGGACUCCCUGUGGAAAUAAACAAUAGGGAAAAAGUUUUUGUUAAAGUUUUAAGAAGUUUGUAUUUUUUUAGUUUUAAGUUAAGUAAAAUAAAUCUUAGUCACCAUGUUCACCGAAUGUAUUUUUUAGGCAAUUAAACUACGAAUGGAAAAACUGAACCUGGAAUGAAAUGGAAGCAUCCUAUUCACCUUAUGUUUUUAACAUUUCAAACUGAAACUGAAAUUGAAUGGAAGCAUCAUAUUCCCUCCCCCUCUACAGCACACUGAUUUCAAACCCAAGAAUAAAUUGCACUUUCUCUAAUAUGUGUGAGAAACGAUAGAGAAGUCUGCUGAUGCAAUUCCACUGAGACCGUGAAAUAAUCAAUUAUUCUUGCUGUGAUGUUUCCUAGCGUAUAUAUGUAAUACAAAACACUUUUCUUCCCCCCACAAACUAUUGUUUUAUCUAGCCCUCGCCUCGGCAGCAAAAUAUCACCCUUUUGUCCAUCCCUCUAUUCAAGCCUUUCAUCUCAUUAGCGUCUAUUCAAGCCUUUCAUUCAUUAGCAUCUAUUCAAGCCUUUUAUCGAUUAGCAUAUAUUUAGCCUUUCAUUUCAUUAGCAUCUAUUCUAGCCUUUAAUACCAUUAGCAUCUAUUCAAGCCUUUCAUACAUUAGCAUAUCUUCUAGCUUUUUAUAUCCUUAGCAUAUACUCUAGCAUUUCAUCACAUUAGCAUAUAUUCUGGCCUUUCAUCUCAUUUGCAUCUAUUCUAGCCUUUCAUCUCAUUAGCAUCUAUUCAAGCCUUUCAUCUCAUUAGCAUAUAUUAUAGCUUUUCAUCUCCUUAGCAUCUAUUCUUUAUCCGUCUUAGCUAAAAGAGAUGCAAUAUAGCUCUCUCCCUUUCUCUCCCUCCCCUCUCUCUCUCUUCCUCUCUCUGGUCUCCUUCUCUGCUCCCCCUCUCUCUUUCUUUCGUUCUCUUCCUCUCUCUCUCUCUCUCUUUCUCUCUCUCUCUCUUCUUCUCUCUCUCUCUUUCUCUGUUGCUUCCUCUCUGAUCUCUCUCUGCUCCCUCUCUCGCUCUCUCUCUCGCUUUCUCUUUCUCUCGCUUCCUCUGUUCUCUCUCUCUCUCUCUGUGCUCUCUCUCCAUCUCUGCAUCAUCUCUCUCCAUUCAUGAGAAUCUGUUUCUCUCAUAGUAAGGUCUUCCAAUUUAGACUGUCGACUGGGUUCAAUUACCAAUAAUAGAAGGGCAGAUUUUAUUUCAGUUCAGUUCAGUUUCAGUUCAAAAUGUAUCCACUCACUAACUGUAAAUCGCUCUGGAUAAGAGCGUUUUUUUUCUCUCAUCAUUCAUUUCCCUUAUGUUUUACUCAGCUGAACUAUGUGUUUUGUCCCUUGUGAAUUAUAAUUUAAAAAAUCAUACUAUCUUUUUAUUUAUAUAUCUCCUCCUUUGGAUACAUCUCAUGGUGUCCAUAUCUCUAUAUCUCUAUAUCUACAUAUCUCUAUAUCUCCAUAUCUCCAUAUCUCUAUAUAUCCAUAUCUCCAUAUCUCUAUAUCUACAUAUCUACAUAUCUCUAUAUCUACAUAUAUCUAUCUCUCCAUAUCUCUAUAUCUCCAUAUCUCCAUAUCUCUAUAUAUACAUAUCUACAUAUCUACAUAUCUCUAUAUCUACAUAUCUACAUAUCUCUAUCUCUCUAUAUCUCUAUAUCUACAUAUCUCUAUAUCUCCAUAUCUCCAUAUCUCUAUAUAUCCAUAUCUCCAUAUCUCUAUAUAUCCAUAUCUCUAUGUCUGCAUAUCUCUAUAUCUCCAUAGAUCCAUAUCUCCAUAUCUCUAUAUAUCCAUAUCUCUAUAUCGCCAUAUCUCUAUAUCUCCAUAGAUCCAUAUCUCCAUAUCUCUAUAUAUCCAUAUCUCCAUAGAUCCAUAUCUCCAUAUCUCUAGUGAUUACACAUGAAUACCAGUUUUAGUCAUCGUCCCUGAUGGUGCACAUUUAUCUCUCUCCCUAUCUGUUCCUGCCAUCCUCCCCAACCUCCUCCCCCUAUUCCAACUCCUUCACUGUGUAUUACCCAUGGUGCAUCAGAUUUCCAUCUCUCUCAUUCUCUCUGUCCCUAUAGCCAUCAUUCCUUUCUGUUGACCUCCACCCUAGUUUGAAGUAUUUUCUCCCUGUGAUCUCCCCAGGUGCGUAAAGUGACAGUGGAUGGAGGGUUUGGGCAGUGGUCAGGCUGGGGGGCCUGUAGCCAGACUGAUGGGGGCAGUGCUGGUUCCUGUCUGUGUCGGACCAGGCCUUGUGAUAACCCCACACCCCAGUGUGGGGGUCAGUCCUGUCACGGACUCAGCGUGGAGGUCGCCAACUGCUCCAGGUAUACAGUCUGUCUGUCUGUCUGUCUGUCUGACUGUCUGUCUGACUGUCUAUUGUUCUGUCUAUGUUCUGUCUGUCUGUCUGACUGUCUGUCUGACUGUCUAUUGUUCUGCCUGUCUUUCCAUUGGUAUUUGUCAAUCAAUCCAUCUGCCCUUUGCUCACACAUACUCUAAAAGCUUACAGUUCAUGUUUAAGUUAAUAAAUGAAAUACAGUGUGUAUUUUAUUCGAUAGCAGAAACAUUUACUCAAUAGCAAGCGUUCUGUCUUUCUCCACCCCUCUCUCUCUAUGUGUGUGUGUGUGUAACCCUGUGGUCUGUGGUGUCUCCAUAGGAACGGUGUGUGGAGCCCCUGGACUCUGUGGGUCCCCUGCAGUACCAGCUGUGGCAUUGGCUUCCAGGUCCGACAGAGGUCCUGCAGCAACCCCACCCCGCGCCAUGGAGGACGAGUGUGUGUGGGGCAGAACAGAGAGGAAAGGUAG